CUUUCUCCUCAGACAGGAAGCCACGCCCCUUUGUAGAGACUGUGUGUGUGCUGCUGUGGUAGGUUAACAAGGAUGCGUGUGUGGGAGGGGAGAGGAAGCUAUCAUUGGCUGAACUGUGUGUGGACUCUGGUCUCAGACUGUUGGAAGACAAGGGCAUUACGGUUCACUUUAGUACACAUAAAGCCAUGGACUCAACCUUGACGGUCCCGGUGGUGUUGGCGGUGUCUGUAGUGGUCGUAACAAUGCUGUACUUCCUUCUUGGAAACUCUGCAGAAGGGAAAGGGAAGGGCCCUGUAACCCUGAAGGAUCCUACUAUCAAAUACUCACUACCACUCGUUAGCAAACAGAAAAUCAGUCAUGACACAAAGAAAUUCCGGUUUGGCCUUCCAUCUGAGUCUCAUAUCCUUGGACUGCCAGUAGGUCAGCAUGUUUACCUGUCGGCCAAGGUAAAAGGCAACCUGGUUGUCAAGCCUUACACUCCAGUGUCCAGCGAUGAAGACCAGGGAUUUGUUGACCUUGUGGUUAAGAUAUACUACAAAGGGACCCACCCAGACUACCCAGAUGGGGGUCAGAUGUCUCAGUACCUGGACAACAUGGCCAUUGGAGACUCUAUUGACUUCAGGGGACCCAACGGACUUCUCAUCUACAAAGGCAAAGGAAUGUUUUCUAUCCGAGCCAACAAGAAGACGGAGCCACUUGUUCAGAAGUUUAAACAUGUUGGAAUGAUCGCUGGUGGAACAGGUAUCACCCCAAUGCUGCAGUUGAUCCGACGGAUCACGUCAGAUCCUUCCGACAACACCAAGUGCUCUCUCAUAUUUGCCAACCAGACUGAGAAAGAUAUUUUACUGUGGGAUGAGCUGAAGGAUGUGCAGAAGAAUCACCCUGAGAAGGUCAAAGUCUGGUACACUUUGGACAAGCCUUCGAAAGACUGGAACUACAGUUCAGGGUAUGUGACCCUUGAGAUGAUCCAAGAUCACAUCCCUGCUGCGUCCAGAGAUGUACUGAUUGUCCUCUGCGGACCUGCACCGAUGAUCCGUAAUGCUUGUCUGCCAAAUCUGGAAAAACUGGGACACACAAAAGAAAAUAUCUUUGCAUACUAGACAUGUUCAACAAAUGGUUAUUGUUUAGGUUUUUUUUAAAAGGUAAAAAAAAAAUUAAAAAAAAUCUUAGCAUGCAAUUUUAUUAAACGCUUAACAACCACCUAAUCCAAGAGAGAUUUAAAAUAAAGUGUUGUCACACUUCA
Messenger RNA from Gambusia affinis (western mosquitofish), 1243 nucleotides. Its product is annotated as NADH-cytochrome b5 reductase 2. Bases 186 to 1100 code for a protein of 304 amino acids. NCBI's taxonomy places the organism in Eukaryota, Metazoa, Chordata, Actinopteri, Cyprinodontiformes, Poeciliidae. Gene Ontology annotation, molecular function: FAD binding; oxidoreductase activity. Gene Ontology annotation, cellular component: mitochondrion. The record is from RefSeq and is a predicted model, not a curated record. The transcript has 9 exons.